This is a messenger RNA of Clonostachys rhizophaga, 207 nucleotides long. Lineage: Eukaryota; Fungi; Ascomycota; Sordariomycetes; Hypocreales; Bionectriaceae. The record is from the annotation of a GenBank genome assembly.
AUGGCUCAUACGCGCCAACUCACCCGUCCAGGACUACAAGGCCUUGCGCCGUGGGUUAUGCACACUUAUGACACGACGGACCAUAUGAUUGACGAGAAAACCACUAUCUCCAUGUUUUGCUUCAAGGAUGCUCAAAACACCCAGGACGCUGCAGGCAAGGGUUUCUAUAGCUGGAGUAAGGGGAACACGCCGUCGAUCAUGGUAUGA